Clunio marinus is the source of this 3091-nucleotide messenger RNA. Lineage: Eukaryota; Metazoa; Arthropoda; Insecta; Diptera; Chironomidae. The record is from the annotation of a GenBank genome assembly.
AGAUCUUAAACUUUUUGUCUCGCAACUUGAAAAUAUACAAAAAAAUAUAUUAAAAAAUUGUUUUACGUUUUGUGAAAGAUUUUAAAUGUGCAAUAAUAAAUUCCUCAACGAAUAAUCACUUGUGAACAAUAAUUUACUAUUUGCGAAACUAAAUAGUUAUCUAGAGAGAGACUUAAUGUGCUACGAUUAUUUUGAGCGAUGACUUAAUUUAUGAUAUUACAGCUGUUUUCGAUAUUACUAUCACUCGUAUUUAUUGUUCAUUACUUAUAUUACAUCAUCAGCUCGCUUUUCAAGCGCGAUAUACCAAAUCAAAUGCAGUCAGAAGACGCCAAAUUCAUUAAAAAGCGAUUUAAGGGCGGAAUGCUGGAAGCUCAUCCAAGAGAAAAAUCCAUAAUUGUCAACUAUAAACUUGAAGCUGCCGUCUAUGGAGAUGGGGACGUCGUGGAUCCGAUGUUGGCUGAGAAAAAGGAUUGUCAACGAAUAAUUCGUUUGAAGACGUUGAAUAACAAAACGGAUGUUGCAGCACUUGCGAAAGAAGUCGUUGAAAAAUGUGAUCUUAUACAUAAAUCACAGUUAUCGGACGUUGAACAAAUUAUUUAUUACUUGAAGAAUCGGAAAGACCCUGGUGAUUCAGGUGUGUCGAGUUUGAAAUCUGCAUCGGUUCGAUCAAAAUCGGAAGCAAGGCCAGUUAAUAACGAUACUGAUAAGGCGACAAUAAGAAAUAUUGACGAAUACAUUGAGCUUUUAUAUGAGGAGCUUCCCGAAAGAAUACGAGGUUCAGCUUAUAUUCUUCAACUAGCGCGAAACCCUGACAAUCUCGAAGAACUUGAGAAAAAUGAAGCAGUGCUUAGUGCAUUAUCGAGAGUUCUUCGUGAAGAUUGGCGAAAAAGUCUAGAUCUCAGCACAAACAUAAUCUACACUUUCUUUUGCUUCUCUACCUACACACACUUUCAUCCCGUCAUCGUUCAAUAUAAAAUAGGAUCCUUAUGUAUGGAUGUCAUUGAGCAUGAGCUCAAGCGAUAUGAUCACAUGAAACAAGAUUUAGAACGACGCAAAAAUGCUGAGAAUGGAAAGAAUGAUGUCAUUAAAAGUCAGGACAAUUUAGAUGGAACAAUAAUGAAUGUCGAGAAACCAAAAGAUAUGGAACCACCUCGUCGUCGAAUUCCCGAACUCAAACAACGUCCAAAAAGUGGAAAUUGGUCGAUGGCAAACAGCAUGACAUCUUCUGCUUCAUCAUCUUCGUUACUUAAAGCGUAUUCAUUGAAUAACAGUUACCAUGAAGGGCUCUCAAAAGAAUUACAAAAUAUGUCGAAUGGAAAUUCGAUUGAAGAACUUGAUCCAAAAAGACAAAAAGAUGAAAUUGAGAAAUUGAAUAAGCAACUGAAAACAUUUGCGAAAAAACAAGAACAGUUGCUUCGUGUUGCUUUCUAUUUACUUCUUAACAUUGCUGAGAAUACAAAAUUAGAAGAAAAAAUGCGACGUAAGAAUAUUGUGAAAAUGCUUGUUAAGACAUUGGAACGCCAGAACAUUGAUCUUCUUGUGCUUAUUGUCACUUUUCUUAAGAAGCUCUCAAUCGUACGUGACAAUAAAGAUGAAAUGAAGGAACUGAACGUAAUUGAAAAACUCCCACGACUUCUUCAUAGCGCAAAUUCUGAUUUGAUUCAAGCAACGCUAAAAUUAAUUUUUAAUCUUUCAUUUGAUGGUCAAAUGCGAGCAAAAAUGGUGCGUGUUGGUUUAAUAUCAAAACUUGUAUUAUUUCUCAGUGAUGAUAAACAUCAUGCAAUUGUCACGAAGGUCUUAUACCAUAUGAGCUUGGAUGACAAGGUCAAAGCUGCUUUCACUUACACUGAUUGCGUUGCUUUAUUGACCGACAUGUUAUUGCUUAAUUUAAAUAAGAAAUCUGACAUUGACCUCAUAUCUUUGGCCAUUAAUCUUGCUCUUAACAAGAAAUGCGCUCAAACAAUGUGCGAAAAUAGUCGACUACGUAAUUUAUUGGAACGUACGUUUAAAUAUCGUGACGCAUUGAUGAUGAAGAUGAUAAGAAAUAUUUCAACUCACGAACAUUUACGUCAAUAUUUUGUGAAUUUUGUUGAUGAUUUUGCCAAAAUGAUAAAUGAAUGUGAAGAUGAAGAUUUCUUAAUAGAAUGUGUAGGUGUUUUGGGAAAUAUGGUACUGCCUGAACUUGAUUACUCCCAACUACUUCAAGCUCACAAUCUUAUUCCUUGGAUAAGAAAAACACUUGUGCCAAGGGGUAGUGCUAAAGAUGAUAUGGUUUUAGAUACGGUGGUUUUCUUAGGCACAUGUGCAACUGAUGAACUUUGUGCCAUGCUUUUAUGUAAAGCAGAAGUAAUCUUGAGUUUAAUUGAAUUGCUAAAAGCAAAGCAGGAAGAUGACGAAAUGGUAUUACAGAUUGUUUAUGUAUUUCAACAAGUGCUUCGAAAUGAAAGCACUAGAAAUUACAUGAUUAAAGAAACUGAGUCACCAGCUUAUCUCAUCGAUUUAAUGCACGAUAAGAAUGUUGAGAUUCGAAAGGUUUGUGAUUACUGUUUGGAUAUUAUUGCGAUGACAGAUUCCAAUUGGGCAAGUAGAAUCAAACUGGAAAAAUUCCGUAAUCACAAUUCUCAAUGGUUGACGAUGGUUGAAACACAAGAAGCUGAUGAUUUACAAGAUUAUGGAACAGUUGAAGAUGAAGAUGAAUUACCACCAUUUCUCACAUCUGAUUACUUGAAUCAAAUAUACCAAUCUGGUGAUUCAAAUGACGACUCCGGCGAGCACUCGAACGGAUCUUUUAGUCGCCCAGUUAGUAGAUACAGUAAGGACUUUGAAGAUUUUGAGGUCAUGAAGAACUCGCAAUCACAAGAAAUCUUGGAAUCAUUUCCAGUAAACUAAUGUCAUAUUUUUGAAAAACAAAAUUAUCAAUACUUUGGGGAAUACGUUUCUAGUCGAGAAAACUUGCGUGUGAUAACGAUCAAAGAUGAACAAGAUAUAAUUUUCUUCCUUCUUUAAAAAUUUUUUAAAUUCAUAUUUAUCUAACAAAAUGAAGCUUAAUAAGCACUGGAAAAUUUCACAAGUUAAGUCAAAAAGGAAAUUU